CUUCUUUAGGUGCAGUCACGUUUUCUAUAUCUCAAGGUCCACCUGACGGAAAAAUCUAGUAAAAAGACCUCCUAAAAGAUGGAGGAUAUAGAUGAAAUGUUCAGCAAUUUGCUGGGAGAAAUGGACCUUCUAACCCAGAGUUUAGAAAUAGAUACCCUUCCACCACCUACACGCAGUGAGUCAACAACAGAGAUCAACUUCUCCGUUGGCUUUAAGGAUUUGAAUGAGUCGCUCAAUGCGCUUGAAGACAACGACCUGGAUGCGUUGAUGGCUGAAUUAGUGGCGGAUAUCACAGACGCGGAACAGAAUAUUGCCACUUACAACAAUAAAAGCACGGCACCAUUUCCUCCUGUAGAUGCCAGCAACAACUAUAAUUUUCAGCCUCCCCCCAUACCUAGCCUAAUAGCAGGAGACCUAUCUCUUCCACCACCCCCUCCAGAAUUUGAGCAACAGUAUCCUCCUCCACCUCAUUAUCCUCCAACUGAGCCAAAAACACAGGAGGAAUUGGAGUCCAAGGCAAAAACUGAUAAAAUUAAGCUUGCCCUGAGCAAAAUGAAAGAAGCCAAAGUAAAAAAGCGCAUUGUUAAGAUCCAUAUGACUGACGGCAGCACAAAAACCCUGAUGGUGGAUGAGCUUCAGGCAGUGAGAGAUGUGCUGGACAAUCUAUUUGAGAAAACCCACUGUGACUGCAGCAUUGAGUGGAGCUUAUUUGAAGUCAUCCCUGAACUCCAGAUAGAGAGAUUCUUCGAAGACCAUGAAAACGUUGUUGAACUUUUAUCAGACUGGACAAGAGACAGCGAAAAUACGAUUAAUUUUUUGCAGAAGAAUGAGAAAUAUGCAGUGUUUAAAAACCCCCAGAAUUUCUAUAUGGCAAGAAAAGGAAGUGCAGAUGUGAAGGAUAUGAAUGAGAAAAACAAGGUGUCCCUGCUGGAGCAAAGUUUUUGCGGUGCGUCUGUCAUUGUGCCGGAGCUGGAAGCAGCCCUGUAUUUGAAGGAAGAUGGCAAAAAGUCAUGGAAAAAGCGCUACUUUCUCCUGCGGGCUUCUGGAAUUUAUUAUGUCCCCAAAGGAAAAACUAAGACCUCCCGCGACCUGGCGUGCUUUGUGCAGUUCGACAACGUGAAUGUUUAUUAUGGCACGCAGUACAAGCUGAAAUAUAAAGCCCCCACUGAUCACUGCUUUGUCCUGAAGCAUCCACAAAUACAGAAGGAGUCACAGUAUAUUAAAUACUUGUGCUGCGAGGAUCCCUGGGUACUGCAUCAGUGGGUUACUGGCAUUAGAAUAGCCAAGUAUGGGAAGGUUUUGUAUGAAAACUAUAAAGCCGCAGUACAGAGAGGCGGGCUGGCAUCUCAUUGGUCCACUCUUGGCAGUUCCUCGGUUUCAACAGCAGCAGGCUCUAGCCAAGGCAAUGGUCAGAUCUGCCAGAAUGUAACCACCAUCAGUUCCAGCUUUUCUGAUGCCUGGAAGCGUGGGGAGGACAAUAAGGAUAAAAAAUCGAGUGAGAUUAAUAAAUCUGCAUCAAAAAGUACCACGCCCACGGUAACCAAACGGCCACCCCCUGCGCCUAAAAGGGCAUCAUCCAUCAACCGUGGGACAGCUGAUCCAGCUUGUCCACCUAAACCGAAGGCUAUUACUACUGAUUUCAUGCCAGAACCACCACAGUUUCCAUCACCACCACAGUUUCCACCACCAGAACUGCCUCAACCCGCUGAUGAAUUUUUGCCACCGCCCCCACCUGACUUUUUUGACGCUCCACCUGAUUUUUUACCACCACCUCCCCCAAGCUUUAUGUCUACUGCUGGAAAUCCUCCACCUCCUCCAGUUACUCAAUUACAAAGUUCUAAUGGAGCAGCUCCACCACCACCUCCUCCUCCACCACCUCCUGCAACCAAUGUACCACCGUUGCCUGUGAAAAAACAUCCUCCUAAUCCGCCAAAAAGACAAAGUACUAUGGGACCUAUGCCAGGAGCAAAUGCACAUGGAGGGACAGGUGGUCAACCAGAUUUUAUGUCUGAUUUGAUGAAAGCGCUGCAAAAGAAAAGAGAGACUACAACCUAGAGCUUCAGGAGCCAUACACAAAGAGACUUUAGUACCCAGUAAAUGAUAGCAUUAGUGAGUAUCGCAAUGCUAAAUACAGUGACAACAUGACACCACGUUAUGCUGAUAAUCACAAACUACUGUAGUAACUUUCCCUUUGCACCAAUUCUCUAACCAUUUUUAAGUGCAUCCAAGAUAUUGAGGAAUCUUUCUUUUUACUUUAUUUGCAGAAAUAUAAACGGGAAAUGCCAUAAAGCUACAUCACUAUACAUCCACGUUUCUUACUUUUUAAUGGGUAUGGAAUCAGCUUUGUGAUACAAGAUUUGGUUUGAAAUGAUUGAUAAUGUAUUUAACUUUUAUAGUAAAUACUGCAAAUAUAUAUAAUUCUGUAGAUAGAAACUAUUGUAUUAUUGUGGCCCAUUCUGGCCCCUCGCCUUUAGAUUAGGAACCCUUGGCAUAGCUAUUCCCUUCUACUAAGCACAAGUCAGUAGGGAAAAAACUCAAGGUAUGAAAAUCAUUCUGAGGAACACAGAAGGAGCACCAUGUAUCUGAACAUCUGGAGAAAGUUAUGGCCGCAGACUGGCCACUGACAUUCCUACAGUACCUCCAGGUUCCCAACAGGACUGCCUCUUAUAAUGCUCAGUGCGGCCAACCAGUCUCUGGUGCAAUCAACACCAAGGAUGAUCAACUGCUGACUGACCCCCAACAGACUUACACUUUGCCUGAAUAAUAAGACAACUAGAAUUUCUUUGCAUUGAUAGAAAUAGGGCGUUGUAAAAGUUCUGAGAAGUUUAAAGACAAUUCAAUUGGUGCAUUACGGAAACCCUAGCAGUAAUGUUAUAGCAAUGUUACAAAUGGUCAAGGCCACCUCUGAUAAGUAUGUGAGGCAUUGCGGAAAAGAAAACAUUCAAGCCACACUAUAACAUAAUUUUUAAUCUCAGGUAAGCCACCAGUCAGCCAUUCCACUAGCAUUUAUUAAGAAAUGUAGUGGCUAACAAGAAAAAAUAAACUCUAUAUUAUCUGCUGUU
Molecule: messenger RNA, 3062 nt
Organism: Xenopus tropicalis (tropical clawed frog)
Lineage: Eukaryota; Metazoa; Chordata; Amphibia; Anura; Pipidae
Gene: apbb1ip
Product: amyloid beta (A4) precursor protein-binding, family B, member 1 interacting protein
Biological process (GO): signal transduction
Cellular component (GO): plasma membrane; cytoskeleton
Source: RefSeq, marked provisional